Messenger RNA from Hylaeus anthracinus, 792 nucleotides. RefSeq lists its product as uncharacterized. The record is from RefSeq and is a predicted model, not a curated record. NCBI's taxonomy places the organism in Eukaryota, Metazoa, Arthropoda, Insecta, Hymenoptera, Colletidae. The transcript has 2 exons. The coding region runs from base 111 to 500 and encodes 129 amino acids.
UCUGCCGCGCUUUACGAAUUUAAGCUCGGUCGAAAAGCAACGGAAGCGGCCCGAAAUACACGCAAAUAACACGAAUAAAAUAUAAAUAGAUACUCUUCUAGACGGGAACUAUGAGUCAGAACAAUAUGUGCUCUAUUUUGCAAUACGUUACUUAUAAAUUCGAUCCAACGGCAAUAAAAUUACUAGAAAUCUGGACACGCGCCAAAAGGUCAGCGACACGUUUAAAGAAGAGCUUCUUGACGAAAUGCAAAGAAGAAAACAUUUCUAUAACCAACGUUAAGAUGAAAACUGAUAAAAAGCAAUCCGUUCCUGUCGUAAAUCGAGCCAGUUCCGCAGAAACAGAAAUCCCGGCAGCGGAAUCGAAGCUGGAAGACGCGCGUGGGGGCGCGAUCACUGCAAGAAGGGAUGAAAAUUUUCCCAAGCGGAUCUGGCGCGACUGCCGGUCUCAGCAGACGUCGUCCCUUAUCGGGAGCAAGGUGCCCGACUGUCUGGCCAAGUAGUUUGUUCUGUAUUCGAGCCAACUCCGCCACGUAUACACGGCGAACAAGAAAACCCUCCCCUUUCGCUCGAGCCACCGCGUUCUUCUGUCCCCUCGCAUCACAAAGUUCUUACACCGAACGGAUACGCGUGGAUGCACGUUCGAGCAACGAGCUCGCCAGCCACCCCUCCGAGAUAAACAUAAACUCCAGUGCUUGGAAACCACUCGCCAUUGACCAAUCUCCAACGUGUUUGAGAGUUUCUGUAGGUUUCAUUGGCGUUCAAAAGGAAUCUCAAAUUUACGACGAUGUUAAA